This is a messenger RNA of Oryzias latipes (Japanese medaka), 1696 nucleotides long. It is a transcript of the gene ctsz, whose product is annotated as cathepsin Z. Gene Ontology annotation, molecular function: cysteine-type peptidase activity. The record is from RefSeq and is a predicted model, not a curated record. Lineage: Eukaryota; Metazoa; Chordata; Actinopteri; Beloniformes; Adrianichthyidae. Gene Ontology annotation, biological process: proteolysis.
UGAGUCAUGGCCUUAUAUGUCAUGUGAUCAUAAAACUUUUUGUUAUUUUGUUUGUUUAAUUUACAGUAAUAACCUUGUAGAGGGUUCAAAUGGGGAGGUGCAGACACGUGGAUGCUUUACCAGAAUAACCCAUUAGAACUGUAGAGAUUCAUGCAAAAAUGUAAGCUGUAUUCAGGCUUCCUGUAAACAUGUGGCGCGCGAGCUGCUGAUGCGGUCAUGUGACUUUUCGUUUUACAACCGCUUGACUUGUUUAAGUUCUUGCGAUCUUCCACAGAAAGUCCGUCAGUGCGCAGGUCGUCUGAGCUCGCACGUGCCCGUUUGUCCUCUGUCUGCGUGCAGGUCUUCAGUUCUAACGGGGAAGAUGUUCGGGAAGGCAGCCGUGGUCGGUGUCCUGGUUUCGGCGGUGCUGUCCUCCGCUUCCGCCGGGGUGUUCUUCAACAAGAAACAGCCCUGCUAUGUUCGCAAAGCCGGGACGAACCUGUCCGGAGUCAGGACCGCUCCUCGACCUCAUGAAUAUUUAAAUGUUUCCGAUCUGCCCAAGUCCUGGGACUGGAGGAGCAUCAACGGCGUCAACUUUGCCAGCACCACACGGAACCAGCACAUUCCCCAGUACUGUGGAUCCUGCUGGGCCCAUGGCAGCACCAGUGCCAUGGCAGAUCGCAUCAAUAUCAAGCGAAAAGCAGCCUGGCCUUCUGCAUAUCUUUCUGUCCAGCAUGUGAUCGACUGUGGCGAGGCUGGCUCCUGCCAUGGUGGAGAUCACACUGGGGUGUGGGAGUUUGCCCACACUCACGGCAUUCCGGAUGAGACCUGCAACAACUAUCAGGCCAAAGAUCAGGAUUGCAAGCCCUUCAACCAAUGCGGCACCUGCACCACCUUCGGAGUGUGCAAUGUGGUGAAGAACUACACCUUGUGGAAGGUCGGAGAUUACGGUGCUGUCAGCGGGAGAGAGAAGAUGAUGGCUGAGAUCUACGCCAACGGACCGAUCAGCUGUGGGAUUAUGGCCACAGAUAAACUGGACGCUUACACGGGCGGUGUAUACUCGGAGUACCAGGACGAGCCUUUCAUCAACCACAUCGUGUCGGUAGCAGGAUGGGGGAUGGAGGACGGCGUCGAGUACUGGAUCGUUCGCAACUCCUGGGGAGAGCCCUGGGGUGAGAAGGGCUGGCUCCGGAUUGUGACCAGCGCCUACAAAGGAGGAAGCGGCAGCUCGUAUAAUCUGGCGGUGGAGGAGGACUGCAUGUAUGGAGAUCCGAUUGUUCCCAAAAACUAUGUGUAGAUCAGCCUUUAGUCAGCUUUCUGCUGUCAUCAUUUUCAAAUCAGGGAAAGAGGAAACUUUAAUACUCGUAAAUAUAAAAAAAAGGGAACUUUCUCUAGGGCUUCCAGAUCAACAUCACAUCUGUUUUAGAUUUUUAUGAUAAAUAUUCUGCUGUUUUAAGGAGCUCACUCGUUGCUCAUUUCUUGAUUUUCAAGCAACAACAAAAUUUUAACUAGAUAAUGCUUUGAAUUUUUUAAAAGACAGACGUGGGGUGACUUCCCAUGAUGCACUACACGCUAAUGAAAACUCACUUUUAAAUGUGCCUUGUGUGCCUCAGCAUGAAGCUCAGAUAGUUGCAUCUUGCUGUUUUUAUGCUCAUUUUGCACUUGAAAUGAUUCAAAGAUGUCAAACUAUGCCAAUAAACAUGUAUUAUCAGACAUU